Messenger RNA from Triticum urartu, 1994 nucleotides. NCBI's taxonomy places the organism in Eukaryota, Viridiplantae, Streptophyta, Magnoliopsida, Poales, Poaceae. The record is from RefSeq and is a predicted model, not a curated record.
UUUAUGUACAGAUAAGUGGUCAUUUAUUGUAUUAAUUGUAAUGGGAUUGUUUGGCCUGGCGUUAAAAUUAUCUAAAUAUUUGCUGAUUGCAAUAGAUAGCGCACAAUUAUUAUCACGAGAAGGCAAGUUUUCAAUCCUUUAAAACCCAACCACGCACAUUAGCAGGAACAAACUACCCAGAGCGAGAAAUACUGAUCUCUCUCCCUAAGUUGGCUACCUUGUGAGCAACGAGAUUCCAUUUAUCUCUACCAAUCUUCGAAAGCCUGCCGGCCAGGAUUUUGCUUUGGGAUCCCUUCUACCGUUGGUCGUCAUUCCACCGCGCUCUUGAACUCCAAGGUCCGUUAUUCAAUCCAUAGCUAGUAGUAGCAGUAGACACAGUAGAGACUAGUAGUAGUACUACAAAGGUAGAUGCAUGCAUGGUUCGUAUAGAUUUGUUUUUUUUAUGUGAGAAGUAGUAUAAGUACAGUUUAUAAGGACAUUCAUGGAGUUUUCCACGAAAAUAAAAAGAUGCAUGGAGUUUUACCAAUGGAAAAAUUGUACGAAUGGCUGUUCAGUUGGAAUUGGUCUUCUUGCGGUGCCAUUUUGUUUGUAGUAAUUAAUUGAGAGGAGCGCCAUAGCAGACCAGAGGAACAACGUUCGUUUCCUCUGGUGUUAGGAGUCAAAACAUUCGGGUGGAGCUCUUUUUUGUGUGAAAGCCAGAGGAAAAGAGAGAUAAUGCUACCCUGUGAUGCAACUCUUGUUUGCUGCGGGAAGGCACUUGUAUUGCACAUGGACUUCGCAACUGCAGACUCGACCUGCAUCUUCGCGGUUACUAACUAUAGUUUCAUCAAGGAAACUGGAUUGGGCAAUUUUCUAAGGUCCCAUGCCUUCCAAGUUGGUGGGUAUGACUGGUCAGUUAGAUUCUACCCACAAGGAAUCAAUGCUGAAAGCCAAAACCACAUCUCUAUUCUUGGUGAGCUUAUGAGCGAAAAUGCAGAAGUCAGUGCAAUAUUUUGCUAUCGUUUGAUCUCCCCAGGAGGACAAUGCACAGAGUGGACUCAAACCGGAGUGUUAAACUUAUCUAGUGCAGAAGGAAAAUAUAGGAUGGGAGGGUGGGAGAAGGUCACGGGGAAAACUUUGCUUGAAGCAGAAUAUGUGGAAUUUGACCGCUUCUUGAUUGAAUUUUCCAUCACUGUUAUGAAAGAUCCACUGGUGACUUGCAGUGACUUAUUAUCACCCCAAGUGAAGCUGCCACCACCAGAACUGUCAACUGAUUUUGCAGAUCUUCUAGAGUCAAAAGAAUGGGCGGACGUGACCUUCUGCGUCCAAGGUGAAGCAUUUCCUGCACAUAGGGUAGUGCUCGCGGCAAGGUCACAGGUGUUUAGGGCGCAGCUCUGUGGACCAAUGAUGGAGAAAGACGGGUCAUCCGUAAUCGUGGAAGAUAUGUUACCUGACGUUUUUAGGGCUCUCAUACAUUUUGUGUACACAGACUGCUUGGUGCUUCCUUUCGACGGUUUUGAUGACGAGGACAGAAAAGAGAUUGUACGCCACUUACUCGAGGCUGUGGAUCGCUACGCAAUUGAAAAGUUGAAGCUCAUAUGUGAGGCUACUCUUUGCAGCUGUCUUGAUGUACAAACAGUGGCAACUACAUAUGCGCUAGCUGAUCAACAUCAGUGUAAUGAUCUCAAACAGGCUUGCCUCAAAUUUAUGGCAUCUCCAACAAUACUUGGUGAAGUAAUGGCGAGCCAAGACUAUGAAAACCUCAAGAGAAAGAGUUCUAGUACAGCAUUGGAGAUUUUAGAGAGCGUUUGUAAGCUCCCAAAGAUCUAGUAUGUGGGGUCUAGCUUGUCAUAGUGUGGCGACUGAUACAUCACACCUUUCCAUUGUUUUUCUACUGGUUUUCUUAGUCAUAUGUUAUGUUCAUCAUUUCUGUCGAAUUUGAGUUACUCUAUUCCAAGAAAUAAUGUAUCAAUUCGUUUUAUGCAAGUGCAUAUCAUUUCUUACUUUACAAUAAA